Molecule: messenger RNA, 1325 nt
Organism: Neltuma alba
Lineage: Eukaryota; Viridiplantae; Streptophyta; Magnoliopsida; Fabales; Fabaceae
Product: probable fatty acyl-CoA reductase 4
Exons: 10
Coding region: 27-1325 (432 amino acids)
Biological process (GO): long-chain fatty-acyl-CoA metabolic process; suberin biosynthetic process
Cellular component (GO): intracellular membrane-bounded organelle
Molecular function (GO): alcohol-forming very long-chain fatty acyl-CoA reductase (NADP+) activity
Source: RefSeq, a predicted model, not a curated record
ACUUCAUUCCUACAGUAUAUGUGGAUAUGGCAAGCGUACACCACUUUUUCAAACAAAAGACCGUUUUAGUUACUGGAUCCACCGGCUUCUUAGCAAAAGUUUUUGUAGAGAAGUUAUUAAGGAUUCAAUCAGAUGUGAAGAAAGUGUAUCUUCUUAUCAGAGCAUCAGAUGAUAAUGCAGCCGCAAAACGUUUCUGUGAUGAUAUCAUAGGAAAGGAUUUGUUCAGGGUUCUACGAGAUGAGAUGGGAGAAGAUUUUGAUUCUUACAUAUCAGAAAAGGUAGCUGCAGUUGCAGGUGACGUUUCUGCUGGAAACUUGGGACUUAAUGAUGAAAACCUUGAAAAGCUGUUGGGAGAAAUACAAGUUAUUGUGAACUCAGCUGCAGUUACCCAAUUUGAUGAAAGAUUUGACGUUGCAAUGAAUGUUAACACGAUGGGCGCUCUGAAUGUCUUAAACUUCGCAAAGAGGUGUCAAAAGAUACAAGUUCUUCUCCACGUAUCAACUGCAUAUGUGUGUGGGGAGGCUAAGGACAAAGAAGUAGUAAUACGGGAAGAACCCUUUAAGAUGGGACAUGCCUUGAAGAAGGUUGCAGAAUUAGACAUUCACGCGGAACUCGGUUUUAUGAAGAAAAGAAUGCAACAGCUCGAAGAGGAGAAUGCUGAUGCAAAGGCCAUCUCAGCUGCAAUGAAAGAUUAUGGACUUAAGAGGGCAAACUUAUAUGGAUGGCCAAACACUUACGUAUUUACAAAAGCAAUGGGAGAAAUGUUUCUGUCACAUCUCAAGGAUCCGAUUCCGCUAGUCAUCCUACGCCCAACCAUGGUGACCAGUACCUACAAAGAACCCUUUCCUGGCUGGAUUGAAGGUUUCAGAACAGUGGAUGCCGUAAUCGGUGGCUAUGGCAAAGGAAAAUUAACUUGCUUUCUGGGUAAUCCUAAGACAAUUUUAGACUUGAAUAACCCACUGACCACCAAAAAUGGAAAGCCUUUGAUGAUUCGAUCCAAGGCAACAUUAGCAAGCAACGCUCAUUUCCAUAUGUAUUUGCUGAUUCAAUAUCUGCUACCACUCACGGGAUUAAAUUUAGCGAACAAAGUGCUUUGCGGAGGCUUCCAAGAUGCUUACAAUGGCAACCACAGGAAAAUCAAAAUGCUGACACGAAUGGCUGAGCUUUACAAACCUUACGUCUUUUUCAAGGCUACCUUCGACGACAGCAACACAGAAAAGCUGCGGAAGGCAACAACGGGGUGGGAGGGCGUUGGAAGUAUUGAUUGGAGUGAGUACCUGAUGAGCGUCCACAUUCCUGGCCUCGUCAAGUAUGCAAUUAAAUAA